UUCUUUUUUCAACAGCCCCUUUUUUCCUUUAUUCGGGGAAGUGUUCCACACACUUCACACUGUAUUUUUCUCAUUGAAGCCGGGAGAUACUCUAAUUAGGGUUUAAUCAAGAACAGAACUUGGGGCUUUUCUAAAUUCACUAAACAUGAAGCUCACUCUUGAAUUUGGAGGAGGAUUGGAGCUGCUUUGUGACUCUGUAAAGAUCCAUAAUGUCGAUGUUGACCAGAAAGAUGUAGAAGAAAAGUUAACUAUGAAAGAUUUGCUAGUUUGGGUGGGCAAGAAUUUGAUCAAGGAGCGUCCAGAAAUGUUUAUGAAAGGAGAUACAGUGAGGCCCGGUGUUUUAGUUCUUGUAAAUGAUUGUGACUGGGAACUAAGUGGUCAACUCGAUACGCUUCUAGAAGAGAAGGAUGUUGUAGUGUUUAUUUCAACUUUGCAUGGGGGCUGAUAUCAAAUAAACUCUAUAGCAGUCAUUGUUUCGGAUAUCAUAUACGUCUGUGUAACACUAUUUACGCAGGGAAGUUAACGCUGAAAAGAUAGAAGUACUACUUUUUCUGUCUUUGAUGUACUUUACUAUGUUUGUCAGAACCUCAUAUAUUAUAAUUAUAAUUAUACUGAUGGGCCA
Daucus carota subsp. sativus is the source of this 622-nucleotide messenger RNA. RefSeq names its product ubiquitin-related modifier 1 homolog 2. Lineage: Eukaryota; Viridiplantae; Streptophyta; Magnoliopsida; Apiales; Apiaceae. The record is from RefSeq and is a predicted model, not a curated record. The transcript has 4 exons. Gene Ontology annotation, biological process: tRNA thio-modification; protein urmylation. Bases 146 to 445 code for a protein of 99 amino acids. Gene Ontology annotation, cellular component: nucleus; cytoplasm. Gene Ontology annotation, molecular function: protein tag activity.